This is a messenger RNA of Anastrepha obliqua, 1008 nucleotides long. RefSeq names its product ATP-dependent DNA helicase pif1-like. The transcript has a single exon. Gene Ontology annotation, biological process: DNA repair; telomere maintenance. Bases 1 to 1008 code for a protein of 335 amino acids. Gene Ontology annotation, molecular function: DNA helicase activity. The record is from RefSeq and is a predicted model, not a curated record. NCBI's taxonomy places the organism in Eukaryota, Metazoa, Arthropoda, Insecta, Diptera, Tephritidae.
AUGGCACACAAAAAAUCUUUGGAGGCAUUAGAUCGCUCAAUGCAAGAUUUACGAAAUAACAAAAACCGGUUUGGUGGUACCAUGAUACUAUUGGCAGGUGAUAUUCCACGCUCAACGCCAGCUGAUGAACUAAAUGCAUGUUUGAAGUCGUCCAUUCUAUGGAAAUACAUUAAAACACUUAAAUUGAGUAUAAACAUGAGAGUCGAAUUGCAGGAAGACCAGUCUGGAGAAGUGUUUUUCAAACAACUGCUCGAUAUUGGUAAUGGUAAUAUUGCUGUUGAUACAUCAUCUGGAUACAUUACAUUCCCUACCAAUUUUUGUAACUUUUGUGGAUCAAAGACCGAACUCAUGGAGAUGGUUUUCCCAAACAUUGCUCAAAAUUACGUAAAUCACGCUUGGUUAAGCGAACGUGUUAUAUUGGCCGCAAAAAAUGUUGAUGUGAACGAAAUGAAUUUUCAGAUUCAAGAGAAAAUAGCUGGCGAAUUGAAGAAUUACAAAUCAGUUGAUUCCGUUACUAAUGAAGAUGAAGUUGUCAAUUAUGCAACAGAAUUUUUAAAUUCGCUGGAAUUGCCCGGCUUACCAUCUCAUAAUCUGCAAGUAAAAAUCGGUUCAGUAAUUAUUAUGUUACGGAACAUAAACCAGCCACGUCUGUGCAAUGGCACCCGGCUUGCGGUGAAGAAAUUAUUGAACAAUGUCAUCGAAGCCACAAUUUUAAAAGGAAAGUACAAAGGCGAAGAUGUUUUAAUGCCACGCCUCCCUAUGAUACCGAACGACAUGCCAUUCAGCUUUAAGCGUUUACAGUUUCCAGUGCGGCUUGCAUUUGCAAUGUCAAUAAAUAAAUCGCAAGGGCAGUCGCUAAGUGUAUGUGGCAUCAACCUAGAAAAUCCAUGUUUUUCACAUGACCAAUUAUAUGUCGCCUGUUCCUGUGUCGGAAAACCAUCAACAUUAUUUAUUUACGCGCCAGAACAUAAAACUAAAAAUAUAGUUUAUCAAAAAGCAUUAGAGUAG